UCAAUUUUCAUUUCAGAUUUUCAGUUGACUUUCACUAUGACAACCUGUUUACAUUGUAUUCUUAAAAUGAUGUCAUUUGUUUUACUGAUAUCAUUUGCAAGCAGUGCAGUGAUACAAUCAAGGAUACAAGAAAUCACUAAUAGUUCCCCUGCUCCAUCUUUGAAUAAAGAUUCUUCUGGUGAAAGAGUAAGAAGGCAGUAUCCAUAUGGAGUUGGAAACUAUGGAAAUUAUGGAAUGUAUAAUGGAAUGUACAAUGGGAUGUACAAUGGAAUGUAUGGUGGAUAUGGCGGAUCUCCUUACUCAUAUGCUGGCUAUACUGGCUACCAAUACCCUUACACUAAUGGGAUAUUCCCUCUUCAGGGUGGAUACUAUCCUGGAAGUAUUGUUGGUUCUGGAUCGAUUUGGGCUGCCGGUGGAGGACUAGUUGGAAAUAUGCUCUCGUUUUUAAUUGGAUAAUCACUUUUUUCUUAAAUGAAUAGUAUUUGUAUAGUGGUAACCUCCUUAUGAAUAAAGGUUUCAACUUUCUUGCCUGGACCCGUCAAUCAUCCCGUCUUGGAGCUUUGUCCUCUUUGCCUCAAUUUUUCAAUUCAUGUCCUCCCUUCUCUUGUCUCAUUUUUUGCCCACUUUCGUUCGUUUUCCACAAUUUUCUAAUUUCUUUCGUUUCGAUCAAAAACUCUCAUAAAAUUUCUAAUACAUCUUAGCAAAACUUUCUAUUUCUAUAUCCUCCAAAAGUGCCAGUGAUGAAUUUCUAAUGAAAAUGAAUGCAAAAAAAUU
Molecule: messenger RNA, 774 nt
Organism: Caenorhabditis elegans
Lineage: Eukaryota; Metazoa; Nematoda; Chromadorea; Rhabditida; Rhabditidae
Gene: F26F12.5
Product: FIP (Fungus-Induced Protein) Related
Exons: 3
Coding region: 37-456 (139 amino acids)
Source: RefSeq, marked reviewed